GCUAUAACAUUCUCUUUACACCCCAGAUGAAAAGCAUGGAGAGACUAUGGGCCCAAUGCUUGUGGCUGCUUCUGCUGGGUGUGCUGGUCAACAUAGAAUGUGAAACCCUUUCACUGGGCAAUUCGACUGCAGACAGUGUUAACAACACCUUCAACAGCACCACCAGUGCGUCUGGUGCAGUGCCUGGGAUCACCACAACCCCACUGCCGUCAGGAAACCAUACAGAAAACAGCAGCACUCUCACUAGCUCUGUGACUAGCGUGCCAGCCACCACACCUCCGAGCAACACCACCACUGACACUGAUCGGGGCAAUACCACCAGAGAGGUUGACAAGACAGCUACACCCACAAGAGUGACCAAGGACACUCACUCAGCGACCACAAGAGCAGUGGCAACUGCGAGCCAGCCAUAUCAAGAAGGUAACAAAGCAGGAUAUAUCAUUUUGAUAAUCAUCAUUAUAACUGCAAUCCUCCUUGUGAUUUAUUGUUGCUUCAAAAAGAACAAAAAAAGGAGAUACUCUAUUGACCUGCGCAAUAAGCAUGAGGACGCUGUGAUCCCGCUCAGCACAGUGGAGGCUGAUGCUGUGUUUGAUACUACGCCUGAGAAAGAGAUGGGGACCUUCACUGCCCAAGAAGCAGGUGCGGCCUCUCCAGAAGCUGCGGCCUUGGCUCCUGAGCCUACAGGGGAACCAGAACCUGCGAAGGGGGAGCCUGUGGCAGGAGAGGAGAAGGUCACUGAGGCCAAAGUCUCCGGCUCCCAGGAGCCACUGACCGUUGAUCAGAAGCCUGAGAAGAUGGAGGUGGUGGAUCUUACUGACGGAGAGCCCACCGUCUCCACCAAAACCUCUGUGGAGUCUCUGGAGGACCAGCUCAAUGACAACAACAGCAACAACUACUGCACUAGAGCUAAUGGGAGAGGUUUUAAGGGCAGUGUUUAUGAGAUCCUUCAGAGCGACCCAUUUUAGGAAACGCUGGCCUCCCAAACCUGACCACAAUAGCUGAACUGUUCACCCUGAUGAAAAGGAUGUUGGAAAUGGACCUCCACCAAUUCAGUUCAAAUGUAGCCUACUACACUCUCUCCAACUCUUUAUUGUUGUUUUAGUAGUUUCAUAUGCAAAUGCAAUUCAUUAUGAUUUAAUGUUAUUGCAUUUACAUUAUAUUAUUGGUCUAUGCUUCAGUAUAAUGUGGUAAUAUGUUUCCAGGUAUGCUUGUUUUAACUUCUAGUGUCAUUAGUAAUCCAUGGCAGGUGAGGUGUCUGGCUAUCAUCCAUCACUGUCAUAUUCCAGAUGAAUUUCUUUUGAUGUUGAUAAGGUUUUAGAUUCUUGCCAUUCCUAUGUAACUUUGCACAUUCCUCUGUCAUUUAGAAAAAAUAAAUAAAUGUUUCCCAUA
Messenger RNA from Alosa alosa (allis shad), 1389 nucleotides. RefSeq lists its product as uncharacterized. Bases 27 to 965 code for a protein of 312 amino acids. The transcript has 10 exons. The record is from RefSeq and is a predicted model, not a curated record. NCBI's taxonomy places the organism in Eukaryota, Metazoa, Chordata, Actinopteri, Clupeiformes, Clupeidae.